GAAACCAUUCCUCCUGUCCCCGAUCCACGCAGAGAUGUCAUCCAUAAUGAUUCCAAAGUAUUCAAUGACGGGUCCAUUCAAAGGACACAGGAGUAUAAAAAGCAGCCCAUUGUUUCCCGGGUCUUCAUGUUCUCUAUCAUCUCAGUUCCUCAUACAAGACCACAUGUCUACACACUACCGAAAGCUCAAUUCUGCAAAAGCGGCUGUCGAUACAUCUGCACCAAGAAGCUUAUCCAGCAGCAUUAAAUACAGAGAUCAGCAGAACAGAGAACGCCUGCUCAGAGCUGUUGAAAAAUUCAAUAAAGAACUUCAGGAGAUUUGUUCAACAUCUCGUUAUCAUUCGCGGAGUAAUUUCCCAGAAGAAGACACGGUUCGAUAUGGACACCACAAACCCCACGUGAAUCAAACGGAAAAACUUUCAGAUGUGCACAAGACAAGAUCUCAGAUUUACUCCCCGGCUGUCACAGUCAGAGAAGUCAUGGGCCAUAUUGAGAAGGAACCUUGUGAUGUGAACGUCAGAACUUUUACGAAUCGAAGUCCGCCCAGGAAGAAACCCUAUAAAGACCCCCUAAAGAAAACCUACAGCGGAGAUCUCCUGGACAAACACCCUGCAAGCUUCACGAGCACCAACGAGCCUUUCAAGCCAAGGUUACUCAAGAAACCCUCCAAGUCCUUUGUGUCAAAUUACAAGUAUUAUACGGCUCCUAGGAAGAAGAGUUCACGAAGAACAUCAUCAGGGCAGGUCCACCUUCAAGACAAGAGGUCACUGGAAAAGUGCAGUCACACAACACAAUCAAGGGCAGAAAAACAGGGAAAUAUGGUGGAAAGAACAAGAAAAGAAGACUUGAAGUAUCUCCGUUUUCUUGAAGACCUCACCAAUGACAUAAUACAACGAGGCUGCAGGUCCCAUAGUGCCAUGGAGCGCGUGUUUCAAGAUCACCUUCACCGAAAGCAAUCAAACAUCGAUAAUCUGAAGAAGGAGAUCCUGGUGGAGGAACUCCGAGAUGAACUAGAAAGGAGCGUGAAGUUAGACUUUUCCAUCAGCUAUGAUGGGACACAAUACGGCUCGGGAAAUCUUCCUCUGCAGCGAAACCUCAACAGACUCCUGACAGAACCGUGACAACUUGUAAUGUCUUAGCAACAGUCCCACGGACUAUAUCCUGCAUCAGAUACGGAAAAUUCCAUCCACAAUGUACUAGAUUUUCUUCUUAAAGGCCUAUGGACACGUCUGGGCCAAUUUUCUUUUGUUAUGAUUGCAUUUUACUCA
Messenger RNA from Bufo bufo (common toad), 1267 nucleotides. RefSeq names its product spermatogenesis-associated protein 7 homolog. Gene Ontology annotation, cellular component: ciliary basal body; rod photoreceptor outer segment; axoneme. The record is from RefSeq and is a predicted model, not a curated record. NCBI's taxonomy places the organism in Eukaryota, Metazoa, Chordata, Amphibia, Anura, Bufonidae. The transcript has 11 exons. Gene Ontology annotation, biological process: protein localization to photoreceptor connecting cilium; protein localization to photoreceptor outer segment; photoreceptor cell maintenance. Bases 35 to 1120 code for a protein of 361 amino acids.